Molecule: messenger RNA, 4932 nt
Organism: Notechis scutatus (mainland tiger snake)
Lineage: Eukaryota; Metazoa; Chordata; Lepidosauria; Squamata; Elapidae
Source: RefSeq, a predicted model, not a curated record
UUUUAAGCUUAAAGGUCUCAAUCCCCCCCCAAUGCGAUGGGCCUGCACCGCUCGUGCCAGCAGAGGAGGCCUAUUGCGGGUCCUGUCGGCCUGAUUAUUCUGGUUGGCGGGUCCAGGAGGGAGGGUUUCUCUGCUGUUGCUCCUGCUUCUGAAACAUCAUCUCCCUCCCCGUAGUCUAGAAAGGAGAAAAAGCCUGUGGGAGACCUGUGGGAGACUGAUCGUUCCUCAGAAUGAGCAGUACUUUGUCAUCCCGCAGUUUGCUUCCAGUUCCAUCUUCCUCGGGGACACAGUUUGCAGAGACUUCUGUGCGAGAACGCAUGAGAGAGAAACUGAAGGCUGUACGAAUAGGUGAUCAUUUGUUGAGUGCAGUAAAAAGGAAAGAAGGCAAGGUUUCUGCAAGAGUGAAGUUUCGUGAUGUUGUUAGAAGAGGCAAACAAAAAUCACAGAUUCAGAUGGAUUAUCCUUCUUCUGAAGAAGCCUAUAAUUUCUUUACUUUCAAUUUUGGUUCUGAGGAAGAAACUGUAGGGGAUGACGGUGAAAAAAAUGAAAAGAAUGCAUCAGAUCUAGAUGACAAGGGCAGGGAGAACCAGAAAUCUACACUCAGCAAUCAGGAAGAACAAGAAGAGAAUAAAAUGGAUGAAGAGGAACAUCUUUUCCAUGAUAAAGGGAAUGAUGGCAUAUUUAUUAUAGAACAGACACCUCAAGAUUUCUUAGAAAUAAGACCUGCAGAAUACGAAAGCUAUUCUGGAAGGGUGCAGAAAGAGAAAGAUACUUUGUUUAUUCCCAGUAUGUUAAGAGUGCCUCCUUCUCUGAAGAUGCCUGAAAAUAUGCAACCACGAUUUCUUGAGGAUGAAGGUUUCUACACAGGAGAACGCCCUGUUGUGUCAUUGUCCAACCAGAACAUCAUGGAGAAUAGGAUACUCAAGCAGGAACAGGGGAAAAAGUGGUUUGGAGAUGAUGGUCAAAUUUUAGCAUUGCCCAAUCCAGUUAAACAACCCCUUACUAGACCUCCAUUGUUUCUUACAAAGGGAAACCAAGAGUCGGACCUUGUGAUCUUUUAUAAAAAGGCUCUAAAGAUGAGACUUGCCAACCAGUACAUUGUUGGAAAUGAUGAUCCACAAAGUUGCUUUCAGUUGGAUAUUGACAUUUCAGGAUUAAUAUUCACACAUCAUCCUUGCUUUAGCCGUGAACAUAUUCUGGCAGCAAAACUGGCUCAGUUAUUUGAUCAGUAUCUCUUCAGGAAACAGAGAAAUCUUACUAAACUUCUUACAGAUAAGCUUCAUGCUCUCAGAAAUGCUUUACAAAAUAUUUUGGAUACUGCCGAAAGUGGAAUUCCAAACUUAAUAGUCCAACAAAGCAUAACUGAAUAUAAGCUUGAAAUAAGAAAAACAAGAAGACUUCGGGAUAAUGAACAAGAAAAAGAUCGAGCAUUGCUGAAAGCCAUGAUUAAAGUGUGGAAAGAAAUAAAAUCCCUGCGUGAUUUUCAGAAGUUUACUAACACACCCCUAAAGCUUUUCAUGAGAAAGAAAGAAGUUGACCUGAAGUUGGAUGAGAAGGCCUAUGAGGCAGAAAUUCAGGCCGAAACAGCUGAAUUACUAGAAGAAAUUAUUGAAGAGUAUGAAAAGAAAAUGAAUGAAUAUAAAACUGAACUUCGGGCAUGGAAAUCAUGGAAGAAGGCACAGUGCAUCAAGAGAGCUGAAGUUGCAAGACGUGAAGAUGUGAAGAGAAGGUCUCUCUUCUUAAAAGUUCUUUUCAAUUCUAAAGAGGUGUCUCGAACAGUUUCUCGGCAGAUGAGCUCAGACUUUAGAAUUCAUUUUGGGCAGAUUUUUAACGUGCAAAUAUUCAAUUGGCCAGAGAGUUUAAAAUUGCAGCUUUAUGAAACAAUUGGACUCGGCAGUGCUAACUUGUUAAUGGAAAUAUUUGUGCCCAUCCCGGAGACGACGGUUCUGACAGGAGCAGCUCCAGUCGAAGAAAUUGAAUUCAGCAGUGACCAGUGUGUAACACUGGAGCAUGAAGGAGUGGGCAGCGGGGUUCCGUUUUCAUUUGAAGCAGAUGGUAGUAAUAAUAUGAUUUUAAUGACUUCUGGUAAAGUGUCGUGCAGUGUGUCAUGGGCCGUUGGAGCAAAUGGGAUACCACUGGCUCCUCCAGUCUUGCAGAAGAACUAUGCUCUUUCAAGUUCCUUAAAAAAAGUGGAUGCUAUUGCAUCAAUUGGCGCAUCUGGAUUAACUGACAUGAAGAAAUUAGCCAAGUGGGUGACUGAAACAAAACUUGAUCCUAACGAUCCAAGCAACACAGUCCUGAUGCAGUUUUUAAAAGUUACUCCAUGUGGUGAUUCUUCCAUCUCAGAUUUCUUUCGACUUGAGCAAUUGCAGAAAGAAUUUAAUUUUGUUUUUGAUGAGGAAUUCAAUAUGUCCAAAAGGUUUUGGCUUCUUGAGCUCAGAAUGAACAAGGUAGCUGAAUUUCAAAAUUAUAAAUUUGUUCCUAUACUGGAAAGAGAGAUCAGUGAAAAAAUUUUGCAGGAUUAUGAGAAAAGAUUGCAGAAGAAGGAUGGUAUUGAUACUAAGGACCGUUUGGAUGCACACAGGGCAAUUGUUGAAAAGUACAUGGAAAAGGUUAGGGAGUCACUAAUUAAUCGUUUCCUGAUCGCAAAACACCAUUUUGUUCAUUCUGACUUGGUCAAUGAAGAUGAAAUCCUUACUGUUGGCUUUUUGAGUGUCAGCCUCUUUAAACUGGCCGAAGCAAAGCGACCCUUAAAACCAAGGCGAAAAGAGAGGAAGAAAGUAAUGGCACAGAAUCUCUCAGAUGGUGACGUAAAACUCUUGGUUAAUGUUGUUAGAGCGUUUGAGCUUCCUGUUAGAAAGUGUGCUGGGAGCAAACUUCAGCAGCCAUCUAAAUCGUCAUGGGCUUUCAAUGAGAUGUUUGUUGUUUCUGCAACUCCACACAGCUCCAACCACAGUAUGGACUGGACAUUUAGCCAGGUUUCAGUUCGGCCCUUUGUAGAAGUUUCUUUCCAGCGAACAGUUUGUCGGACGACCACCGCAGAAGGGUCAAACCCAAACUGGAGUGAAGAGCUGGAACUUCCGUUUAGAGCUCCUAACAGUGACUAUAGCAACUCUAGUCUGCAGUCAGUGAAGGAUGACAUCUUCAUUAACAUAUUUGAUGAAGUACUGCAUGAUAUCUUAGAGGAUGAUCGUGAAAGAGAAACCGGUGGGGUCCAUACGUGUAUGGAAAAGCGCUGGCUUGGAUUGAUUCGGAUACCAUUUACAACAGUAUAUUUUCAAGGAAGAAUUGAUGGCACAUUUAAGAUUGAAGCUCCUCCCAUUCUUCUUGGCUAUAGCAAAGGGGAAAAUGUGGGAAUUGACAGAAAAUACGAUUCCAUACAGCAUCUGAGUGAUGGUUCCUACCUUUCCUUGUUCAUUACAAUUGAACCUCAACUUAUUCCUGGAGAAUCAGUUCAAGAAAGGAUGCAUGAAAUGUUGAAGAAGUUUGACACUCAAGAAGAUGAGAAGCUUCUUCAAGCAGCUGAAAGAUACAAAGCUGAAUGUGCCUUGAAAUUUCCAGAUCGCCAGUGCCUGACCACUGUAAUUGACAUCAGUGGAAAAACACUCUUUGUUACGAGAUUCAUCAGAGCACUCAACCCCCCAGAAGAGCUCCUACAAGUCCAUCCAGACAGUCCACAGCAAACCUCGGAAUUAAUUGCCCGAUAUGUAGCCCUGAUUCCUUUCUUACCCAAUAAGGUAUCGUUUGCUGGAAUUUGUGAUCUAUGGAGUACUUCUGAUCAGUUCCUUGAUCUUUUGGCUGGAAACGAAGAAGAACAUGCUGUGCUAUUGUGUAAUUAUUUUCUUGCUCUUGGCAAAAAGGCCUGGCUUCUAAUUGGGAAUGCUGUUCCAGAGGGAUCAACAGCUUAUGUGCUAACUUGGGAACAAAACCAGUAUGUGAUUUGGAAUCCAAGCCGUGGGCAUUUUUAUGGACAAUAUGAUGCUUUCUGUCCAUUGAAAAGGGUCAGCUGUUUGAUUUCUGCAGACAAUGUUUGGUUUAAUAUUCAACAGGAUGAUUCCCCACCAAGAAUAAAUUUUGAUGUCAAUAAAACCAAAUAUUGGAAACCUUUCUUUUCUAGAAGUUUACCAUUCUCUGGUCUCUCCAGUGUUCAGCCUGAAGAACUCUUCUACCAAAAUGCAGACAAAUCUGUUGCGCUACAUUUACAGAACAGGCUUGAGAAGAUAUUAAAAGAAAAAAUCAUGGAAUGGCGGCCAAACCACUUGACACGUUGGAACAGAUACUGUACCUCUGCCCUCCGGCAGUUCUUGCCUCUGUUGGAGAAACAUCAAGGCAAAGAGGCAGAAGACGAUCAUCAGGCAGAAUUACAAAAACAACUUGGAGACUACAGGGUCUCUGGAUUUCCCAUCCACUUGCCAUUUUCAGAUGUUGCAUCCAUAGUUGAAGCUGUAUAUAGUACGGGAGUUCAUAAAACUGAAAUUCCAAACACAGAAUUUGCACUAGCUGCGUAUGUUCAUGCUUACCCCAAACACAUCCUUUCAGUGUGGAUUUACGUGGCUGCUUUGGUUUGUAAUCGAUAGGGCUCCACAGAAACAGAUUGUUUCCACAAAGUCCAAUAGUUGCUGCUGUUCAAGGAAUUUCCUGCCUGAUCCCCACAGUAGAGUUAAGGUUUAUCUACAGAAACAUCUUUGUGGUGGCACCCCAGGGGUUUUGGUGCCAAAGUCCAAGGGCUACUAACACUAUCAAGGAGGCUGGCAAGAAUGAGCAAUCAGGAGUUGAAAGCCAUUGGUACCUGCAUGUGCUUAGUCAAUCAUGUCCUUCUGUAUCUCCUGUCACAUCAAGGCAGGAAUACCCUUGUCUCAGAAGAUUUCAUUACUUUUGCCUUCAAACCUUAGAUGACCUAUUAAACUCAAUGCCCAGGGAGUGUAGCAGGGG